Cylas formicarius (sweet potato weevil) is the source of this 886-nucleotide messenger RNA. RefSeq names its product translin. Gene Ontology annotation, molecular function: sequence-specific DNA binding; RNA binding; single-stranded DNA binding. The record is from RefSeq and is a predicted model, not a curated record. Gene Ontology annotation, cellular component: nucleus; cytoplasm. Lineage: Eukaryota; Metazoa; Arthropoda; Insecta; Coleoptera; Brentidae. Gene Ontology annotation, biological process: RNA metabolic process. Bases 56 to 772 code for a protein of 238 amino acids. The transcript is spliced from 5 exons.
UUUUCGAAUAAAGAAAAUGUAAAUAUCCGAAAAUAGUUCCUGAUUAAAUUCGAAAAUGGCACAACCAAAUAAAGUUGUAACGGACAUUUUUGCUCCAUUCCAAGAUUACAUUAACGCGGAACAAGAUAUUCGAGAGGAAAUUAGAAACAUAUUAAAGUGUAUUGAGAAAUUUCUCAGAGAAAUACACACAUCAUUACAAAUAAUUCACUGUGAAAUGAAUUGUGCACAAGUACAUACAUCUUGUCUGAAAGCACGACAACUUUUUGAAGAAGUUACUAGAGAGUUUGAUAAUCUAGAUAAAAUCAUCCCAAGUGGGCAAUAUUAUAGAUAUAAUGACCAUUGGAGAUAUGCCACCCAAAGACUCUGUUUUUUGGCUGCCCUGGUUGUGUUUUUAGAGCAAGGGAUUCUAAUUGACAAAGUUACUGCAGCAAAGAUUCUUGGAGUUCACGAGAAACAAAACAUUCAUUUAGAUCUGGAGGACUACCUAAUGGGCAUGCUCAACCUGGCAACCGAGCUGUCUAGACUUGCUGUCAAUUCAGUAACAUAUGGCGAUUACAGUAGACCCUUACAAAUAUCCAGGUUUGUUGCUCAGUUAAACGCUGGUUUUCGACUAUUAAAUUUGAAAAAUGAUUCGCUCCGUAAGAGAUUCGAUGCCUUAAAGUAUGAUGUUAAGAAGAUUGAAGAAGUGGUCUACGAUUUAUCUAUAAGAGGCCUUGUACAGACUAGCGAUGCAGAUAGCACCCAAAACGAUAAUCAAUCAGUGGCGCAAUAGUAUACUACAAAUUAGUGAUUCUUACAUUAUAAUUUGCUUGCUAAAGCAAGUCUAGAUUAAAUAUAUUUGUUUAUUCACUGUAUAUGUAGCAUUGCGAAUAUAUUUUAGAACUUA